GAAACCAAACGUGUUGUGAAUGAGAGUUUUGCGUCUUGAAGCGCCUUUAUUUAUUUUUUACCCAUUAUGUUUUUAAAGGAUUUUUAUUCAAGGAUUUAUUUGUCUUCGCUGUAGAAAGACGGAGUUCCCGGUGGGCCCCGUGUGUUUCCGUGGAUCUGGUCGACCAACAAAAACUGAACGAUGCAAGAUGUUCACCUGAACAACGAGACGUGCACGAACGGCUCCGCGGUGAGGUUGUGGUGUGGCUCCCAGCAUGCAGUGUGUUUGGUCACCACGGAUGAAACUCAGAUCUUCACCCAGCUGAACAGCAGCCUCCCAACACCGGGUGUGCAGGUGUUCAGCACCUACAACAUGUGGCUGGGUUUGAUUCUGGCGCUGCUGUCGGCCUUCCUGAUCGGUGGUAGCGUCAUCCUCAAGAAGAAAGCGCUCCUGCGAUUGGCCAGUAAUGGACAGACCAGAGCAGGAGAUGGAGGCCACGGCUACCUGAAGGACUGGCUCUGGUGGGGCGGUUUGCUGACCAUGGGAGCAGGAGAGGUCUGUAACUUCGCUGCCUACAUGUUCGCCCCGGCCACGCUGGUGACACCGCUCGGCGCCCUGAGUGUCCUCAUCAGUGCGGUUCUGUCCUCCUACCUACUGGGGGAGGUGCUGAAUGCUGUGGGGAAGCUUGGUUGUCUGCUGUGUGUCCUGGGCAGCAUUUUGUUGGUAAUUCAUGCGCCACAGGAACAGGAAGUGACAUCACUACAGGAAAUGACCAGCAAGCUGCUGGAGCCCGGUUUUCUGGUGUACGUGUCACUGGUGUCAGUUCUCUGUGCGGUGCUGGUUCUGUAUUUCUGUCCCCGCUCUGGCCAGUCCAACAUCCUGGUCUACAUCAGCAUCUGCUCGCUGCUCGGUGCGUUCACCGUGUCUUCCGUGAAAGGCCUCGCCAUCGCCAUCAACACGGUGAGUCGUGACCUGUCAGUGCUGGCACAUCCUCUCACCUGGAUCCUGCUCGUCACACUCGUGGUUUCCAUAGUAACACAAGUGAACUACCUGAACAAGUCUCUGGACACGUUCAACACCCUGCUGGUCUACCCCAUCUACUACGUCCUCUUCACCUCCGUGGUUCUGUGCACCUCCAUCAUCCUCUUCCAGGAGUGGAGGAGCAUGUCGGUCGUGGAUGUCGUCACCGCGCUGGGCGGCUUUCUGGUCAUCGUGGUGGGCGUGGCCAUGCUGCACCUCUUCAGAGACUUGCAGAUCACGUUCAAGCAGCUGACCAAUCAGCUCUCUCAGCCAGUGGAGAGGGAGGGGCUUUCGGAGGAGGCGACGGCAGGGACGAAUAAGAAGGAAGAUAAAUACGGACUGAUGGACAACAUGGUGAUAGAGAGUUUGCCUCCUAUGAGAGAGGAAGGACCGAGAGUCUUCAUCAUCAGCUGAGACAGGAGGAGAUGCAGGUUGGCCUCGUCUGGGCUGUUACUGGAAUCUCCAGCACUUUUUUAUUUUUUUUAGGUUUGAAGCCUCUAGUUUGUUGGCGCUUUCCCCCGUAUAUCUGACGGGUUUCAAGUCAAACCGAGGUGAGACCCGUCCAAGAAAGCUGUCGCGUGUCCAAAACAGUCCAGACUGAAACCAACGGAGCAACAAAACUAAAGCAGCGAGUCCAAACUCAUCUGCAUCUCGCUGCACGUUUGAUUCGUCUGUUGUACAGGAGAAGGUUUGUUUGUUUUUGUUCCCAACGAAGAUGCACAAAUGUCAGAAGGGACGUCAAAUGUCAAGAAGCGGCCUUCAGAUCUGCAACAGAUGCAAGUUUAGAUGAGACGCACCUCCAAAGGACCAAAGAACUGGUUACCAACACAACUGUGUUGAAGUUCUGUCCGUCUGUACGCUUCCACGGUCUGAACUUCCUGCUUCGUCAGCCCUCUGCUGCAUGUGUGUCGUCAGCAUGGGGCGCUCCCCGGGAACGCAGGACGGAUGUCUGUAUCGGAGCCUGAACCAUGAUCUCAAUGCCGAUACAGCGAUUAAAAACACCCCACACUCAGGCCUGUCAAAGAUGUUGCAGUAUUUGAUGUUUUGAGCUAUUCUUAUACGUUAAGUUUGUUAACAUGGGGUAGCUAAUGUGAGCUACCCUCACAAAAACAUGCACACAGUCCUGGGCUACACAUGCCCCCUCUGGCCAACCGGGGCGCCAGAUGGGGUGGGAAGAAUCCGGCCGGAAUAACGUGAUCCUUCCACGCGCUACGUCCGGCCGGAGAAGCCCCAUCCUGUCUGGUGAAAAGAUGCGGUCUGCUCACUCCUCAGGUUAAGGAGGAGACCUGAGCUCAGUGCAGGGCCCUCCCUGGGUUGGUAGAGGGAGCAAUGCCCAGGACUGUAGCUUAGGUAGGAGCACUGGGUGAUAUAAUGGGAAAAAAAAUCGGGGAUAAAAAAAAAAAAGUUUGUUAACAUGAAGCUGGAGCCGUUGCUGCCAUUAAACUAGAGGCCCCGCGAGUUUGGUUAAACAGACACGGAUCAGGGAUUCGGAUGUUCACAGUUGGGUUGUGUAAACGCAGACUGGUCGGCGUUGAUCUGAUGGCAUUUGGUGAGUUUGCUGCUGAAAACGAUUCAGUUCAUGAAACUCAGACGAACAAAAGAGAUGAAUGAGUCAAAUUUCUAAUCUCAUAGACGUGCUUUCUGUUUUCUCCCUCCUUUUAUCACAGUUUAAAGUCUGAGAUCAUUUCAGUCAGAUUAUUUCAGUGAAGUUGUUUUUCUUGUUUUAACGUAUUUUCCGCACUUUAAGGCGCACUUAAAAUCCUUAAUUUUUCUCAAAAAUCAGCAGUGCGUCCUAUAAUCCGGGGCUCCUUAUGUAUGAAUUUUGUUGUGCUUACUGACCUCGGACCAGUUUUAUGUGGAACACUGCGCUCAAAAAUCUGUCAAUGUUUUAGUGCGACUCUGGUAGCAACGAAGCCGCUCCGCUUGAUUGAUUGUCAGACCAUUGUGCUGACACAUUAAAGUCGGUCCUUGGUUGGAUACGGGUUGCACCAUUAGACAACGUUAGAUAACUAAUUAUGUAGCGCUGGCAAGCAACCAUCAUCCAACAUUUAGUCAGUGUUACCUUACUAUAAUUAGACAUCAAGCCAACGUUUUUAGCGUAAACCAAUUUUCAAAUCUAUGAAAUAAUCGAAUGUUGGAAUACAACGUUGUUCCAACCUUAUACUGACUUAAGGUGUCCGCUAUUGCUGACAACGAUGAACCAAUUAGAGAACAGGACGUAGUACGAAGGUUACCUCCGCCACUUUUUAUUUGUGGAUUCGUGGAAGACGAAUGAUUUAAAAUGUGAGUAUUUUUCUGUAUCUGUUACAACUGAACGAUAUUCUGAGUUACUGUAUUGUGAAUGAGUUGAAUGAUGUUCGACUUACCAGACUGUUUAGUUUCGCUUUGUAUGUUUUAUCAUGCAUUAUUCAACCUGUUGAAUGUAUUUUACUAGAGCUCCUGAUGAUGAAUAAAGUGUUGAUUCCUUUAAAACCUCAACUUAAAAUGCGUUGAACUUCAUUUCAGCACAUUGCACACCAACGCACUUUCCAGAUGUUGGGCUGAAAGAGUCGGAGACAUGAAUGAGACAGUGCUUUCGAACCCUUGCCGCUGCCAGUGUAUCACCAAGAAAAAAAACGCUAUGAAAAGAAAGUGAUGAGUCAAGGAAAUAUGAGUUGUUUAUUUCUGGAAACUUUGGGACAGUUUUAAGUUUGUCAGCUGAACGCUUCUUCAUGACGAACGGCUACAAACAAAAGUGUUGGGAGCUUGUAGCAGCUGGUCACCAGCAACGUUUACUAUGACGAGGCUGUCUUGUCUUCUUGUGAUGUCCAUGUAGCACCUCAGUGUUGGAGUGUUUUUUUUGUGGAAAUAUUUUAUAAGAUUAAAGCAUUUGCUUGGUAUAUCACACAUA
Molecule: messenger RNA, 3889 nt
Organism: Cololabis saira (Pacific saury)
Lineage: Eukaryota; Metazoa; Chordata; Actinopteri; Beloniformes; Belonidae
Gene: nipal4
Product: NIPA like domain containing 4
Exons: 10
Coding region: 181-1413 (410 amino acids)
Biological process (GO): magnesium ion transport
Cellular component (GO): membrane
Molecular function (GO): magnesium ion transmembrane transporter activity
Source: RefSeq, a predicted model, not a curated record